GUACUACAUUUUCUUCACAUGGUAGCUCAGUCUUCCAAACAAUUCACCGUGACUAGCUUACAGAGAACAGUCCUGGCUCCACUGGGUGAAAACCUUGAGCUGAGCUGUCAGUUGAUCCCACCACAACAAGCACAGCACAUGGAGAUCCGCUGGUUCCGGAAUCGCUAUACAGAGCCCGUGCACCUAUACAGGAAUGGUAAAGACCUGCAUGGAGAAACUGUCUCCAAGUAUGUGGAGCGGACAGAACUUCUGAAAAACGACAUUGGAAAGGGGAAAGUGACCCUCAGGAUCUUAAAAGUGACAGCCGAUGAUGACGGAUCUUACCACUGCUUCUUCAAAGAUGGCGAGGUCUAUGAAGAGCACAUCACAGAGGUCAAGGUCACAGCCACAGGCUCAGACAUACAGAUUCUUAUGCAUCCCCCUACUAUCAAAGGUGUGAUGUUGGAAUGUCAUUCAGGAGGCUGGUUCCCACAGCCUCGUAUGGAGUGGAGAGACAGCAGAGGAGAGGUCAUCCCAGCUACAUCAAAGUCCCAUUCACAGGGUGAAAACAAAUUGUUCAACAUGGAAAUGGCCCUUCUUAUUGAAACCGGUUCCUAUAGGAAUGUCACUUGCUACCUUCAAAACCUUCUAACUUACCAAGAAGAAAGCAUAAGUAUUGUCCUAUCAGGUGAACUGUUUUCAUGGAAAACCGUUUGGAUAAUGAUGCUGAGCACAAUAGUCCUCAUGCUGAUAGCCUUCUACCUGACGUACUGCGUUCAGCAGCAUCUCAUACAAGGUAGCUACUGCAUGAGAAUUUGUCAUUGCAUAAAGGGCCCAAUGGUAUUCAUGAUUUCCAUGUGUGCAAUUGUAGGAGUCAUGCUCCUUUUGCAUCUAAAGCAAAGAGUCCCAGCUUCAGAUCCGCAUUUUGAAUUGGAUGCUCUGUGGUUGGAAGAUAUUAGUGUGAUCCUGUGUGUGCUGAUAGUGUUCAUCCUCAAGCUCAUUUCCUUCAUUUACUUCAGGUUGGAAGGUAACUAUGAUGGGAAUAGCAGCAACUCAGAAGAUCUGUUUCAGAAAUUGAACAAAGUCCUAACUGGCUUCUACUUCGAUGCAUCCAACCAGAAAAGUAUCCCAGAGACCACCAGACAAAUGAAGCAUCUGAAAGUAGAUAUAAAAACUCAUCUAGGGGAGAUGUUUCAAGAAGAGGAAGCCUAUAACAUGGGAAGACAUCAAGACUUCCAAGACCUUGGAGAAACAAUGAGGACAAAAUAA
Psammomys obesus (fat sand rat) is the source of this 1248-nucleotide messenger RNA. RefSeq names its product selection and upkeep of intraepithelial T-cells protein 2-like. The record is from RefSeq and is a predicted model, not a curated record. The annotation marks the transcript as partial. Gene Ontology annotation, biological process: regulation of cytokine production; T cell receptor signaling pathway. Gene Ontology annotation, molecular function: signaling receptor binding. Gene Ontology annotation, cellular component: external side of plasma membrane. The transcript is spliced from 8 exons. Lineage: Eukaryota; Metazoa; Chordata; Mammalia; Rodentia; Muridae.